Molecule: messenger RNA, 1923 nt
Organism: Cyprinodon tularosa
Lineage: Eukaryota; Metazoa; Chordata; Actinopteri; Cyprinodontiformes; Cyprinodontidae
Product: solute carrier family 4 member 1 adaptor protein
Exons: 10
Coding region: 64-1923 (619 amino acids)
Molecular function (GO): mRNA binding; protein binding
Source: RefSeq, a predicted model, not a curated record
UAUUUCACAGUUGCACCAAAUCAGCUCUGGUGAUUCUUCGUCGCUAACCGGAGAGAGGGAACUAUGGAGGGAGAAACGCAGUGUGGAGUGGAAGAGAAGGAGCAGUUGAACACUAAAGAUGAGGAAACAUGUGAAGAGAAGGAAGAAACCAAAACAGAAACCUUUAAAAAACCGGCUAAGCUAGCGGUGCCUUCGCUAGCUAACAGGCGCAACAACAGCGUAGCAGCAAACAUGGAGGAGCAGCAGUGUGAGUCUAACGAUGCUGCAGAGAGACAACAAGAUGUGGCAAAGAAACAAGUCAUGAAAAUGAAGGGGACUCCUGUCAAAGCUGGGAGCUUCCCCCCUCUGCCCUACACCCAGCCCCCCUGGGGGGGCCCUACCCCAGAGGCUAACUACGCCCUGGAAAUCCUGAAAAACGGAACGAUAGUGGACACCGUCCCCCUCACACACCGGAGCUAUUUCGUCGUGGGGCGGCUGCCGGUUUGCGAUGUCCCUCUGGAGCACCCGUCCAUCUCCAGGUACCACGCGGUGAUCCAGUACCGAGGCCAGGCCGGGGAGGGGGGCUGCGUGGGGGAGGAGAGGGGCUUCUACGUCCACGACCUGGGCAGCACCCACGGCACGGUGGUCAACAAGAACAAGAUCCCCCCGAAGACCUACGUCAGACUGAGGGUGGGGCACGUGCUGAAGUUCGGGGGGAGCAGCAGGCUGUUUAUCCUGCAGGGUCCAGAGUCUGAUGAGGAAGAGGAGUCUGAGCUGACGGUGACCGAGCUGAGGGAGCGAGCCCGCAAACAGAGAGCGGAGCUGGAGAAAAAAAUGAUGGGAGAGCUUUCUGAUGGGGAGGGUGGUGAUGAUGAUGAGGAAGGAGAAGGCAAGAAGAGCCAGAGCCAAUCCUCCAGAGAAGAUUCUGGAUGCUCGUGGGGAAUGGAAGAGGAUGCGGCUCCAGAGCAAGAUGAGAACGAGGAAAACCCCUUUUCUACAGAGUUCCAGGAAGACCAGGAGGCUGCUUACCUGAAAGACCCAAAGAAGGCGCUGCAGGGAUUCUACGACAGAGAGGGCGAAGAGCUGGAGUUUGAGUAUGAAGACCAAAACCAUGGCACCUGGCUCUGCAGGAUCAAGCUGCCAGUGGACGACGCGUUGGGUCGACAGCUGGUGGCAGAGGUGAGCCACACGGGGAAGAAGAAGGAGGCGGCCGUCCAGUGCUGCCUGGAGGCGUGUCGGAUGCUGGAGGCUCGAGGUCUGCUGAGGCAGGAAGCAGUUUCACGCAAACGAAAGCAGAAAAACUGGGAGGACGAGGAUUAUUACGACAGCGACGAUGACACCUUCCUGGAUCGGACCGGCACCGUGGAGAGGAAGAGGCAGGAGCGGAUGAAGAAGGCUGGGAAGAUCGAGGAGCGGACCGAGACCUACGAAUCUUUGGUGGCCAAGCUGUCCUCGGUGGAGAAGGAGCUGGCGGACACUCAGAAAAAGCUCAACGCUGGUAAACAAGGAUCGUCAGCCUCCUGUGCCGAGGACUCGCUCGACGUUUUCAUGACGGCGGUGAGGAGCGAGGCCGCUAUGGACGCCGUGCAGCGCAGGAAGCUUCACAUCCACGUAGCCGAUCUGCGUAAAGAGGCCCAGAGGCUCCGUAAACUGGUUGACCUGACGCGGCCGGCCCAGAUGCCCUCGCUGCUCCCCAGUGGAAGCUCUGAGGCGGAAAAACCCAAAAAAACCUUACCUCUGUUUGGAGCCAUGAAGGGAGGAAGCAAAUUCAAGCUGAAAACUGGAACCAUCGGGAAGCUGCCUCCCAAAAGGCCCAACCUGCCUGCUGAGCUCUUCAACAUGAAAGAGCUGCCAUCCACGGGGGAGGAAGAGGAGGAGCAGGAGCAGGAGGAGCUGGAACAAGAGGAAAAGGAUAGGAAAGGAAAGGGAUGGGGGAGGAGAUGA